AUGGGUCUCCCUUCUUACUCAGAGUCAACCACCACAAAAACCUCUGAAACCCCACAAGAACAAACCAACACCACUGGCGUUGCUACCGGUGCUGGUGCGAAUACUGGCGCUGGCGUGACAAGGCCUAAGACCGAGGAGGAAUUGGAGGCUGAUCGACUCUAUGAGGAGGCUAUGGAGGAGGAGUACGCUAAGCGAGAUGGAGGCUCUUAA
This is a messenger RNA of Fusarium coffeatum, 210 nucleotides long. RefSeq lists its product as uncharacterized. The transcript has a single exon. The coding region runs from base 1 to 210 and encodes 69 amino acids. The record is from RefSeq and is a predicted model, not a curated record. Lineage: Eukaryota; Fungi; Ascomycota; Sordariomycetes; Hypocreales; Nectriaceae.